Molecule: messenger RNA, 777 nt
Organism: Macrosiphum euphorbiae (potato aphid)
Lineage: Eukaryota; Metazoa; Arthropoda; Insecta; Hemiptera; Aphididae
Source: the annotation of a GenBank genome assembly
AUGUGCAUCAAACAUACAAUACUCGUCAUCAUUACAAUCAUACAUUUCACUUUCGGAUUCAUUGCGUACGAUUGUCAUGGGCCUGCUCAAAAUGUCACGUCCUUUGACAGCUUAGAAGUGGACAACUGUGAUUUUCCAAUAGCAUCAACAACCCAACAGGUACCGAAAAUACAAUUACUACAAAGGAUUGAAACUUACCCUGUUCAUUUUAAGUCGUGUUUGAUAACAGUUGAUUAUUUAAUAAAAAGAUGCUCACUAUUUGAAGAUGCACAAUUAGUAGAGGGAGGGUAUUUUUCUGAAGUCGUAGAUUUAGGAAAUGCUCGAUGUUCGGAAAUUCAUCAAAAACGUUCAUAUACAUUUCCCCUGGGAGGUAUAGUAACGGAUUUGCAAAUGAACGAAACAACAUUAAUAUCGCACACAGUGGCAGGAUCACUGGACAGAUUUGGAAAUUGUAGAGGCAUGAAUUUUAAAUCGAGUAGAGGAGAAUGGGAAGACGUCGUAGUACAAGCUAAAUUCAAAAUAUAUUUAUCAGAAGGUUCGGCUAUAGCAAAUACCAAAGAUAACACUCUUAUACUUCCGUCGGGUACAAAAAUGAAAUUAUCCGAUAACUAUGGUAUUGACACGUUUAAAGGUGAAACCGUAUGGACAAAUAACCAUUUUAAUUGUGAAGAACAAGAUUUCGUUGUUUUAUUUGAUGGCCCAGCAUCAUUGAUAACCUCGAUCACUAACGAUAACUCCAGUAUAUACAAGUAUAUCGUAUAUCAAUAUGAAUUCUGA